Molecule: messenger RNA, 867 nt
Organism: Phycomyces blakesleeanus NRRL 1555(-)
Lineage: Eukaryota; Fungi; Mucoromycota; Mucoromycetes; Mucorales; Phycomycetaceae
Exons: 5
Coding region: 1-867 (288 amino acids)
Cellular component (GO): nucleolus; small-subunit processome
Molecular function (GO): RNA binding
Source: RefSeq, a predicted model, not a curated record
AUGGCUGAAUCAACAGAAGUACAAAAACCAUCGAACAAGCGAUUCCGAAAGGACAAACCUUGGGAUACCGAUGACAUUGAUCACUGGAAGAUUGACGAAUUCAAACCAGAAGACAUUUCCCAACCUUUUAUGGAAGAAUCUUCAUUUGCCACACUUUUCCCAAAGUACAGAGAAAACUAUCUUCGAGAAGUCUGGCCUCAUGUCACAAAAUCACUCGAGAAGCAUGGUAUCUCAUGUGUUUUGGAUUUAGUCGAAGGUAGCAUGACAGUCAAGACAACACGUAAGGCAUACGAUCCCUAUAUCAUUCUCAAGGCUAGAGAUAUGAUUAAAUUGCUGGCCAGAAGUGUUCCUUUCCCUCAGGCUGUCAAGGUUAUGAACGAUAAUAUUGCAUGCGACAUCAUCAAGAUUGGUAAUGUCACUCGUAACAAAGAGCGAUUUGUCAAGAGAAGACAGAGACUUAUUGGUCCUAAUGGAUCAACAUUAAAGGCUGUCGAACUGUUGACUGGAUGUUAUAUGAUGGUUCAGGGUAACACUGUAUCUGUAAUGGGUCCUUACAAGGGUCUCAAGGACAUUCGCCGUAUUGUGUUGGAUUGUAUGAAGAACAUUCACCCUAUCUAUCACAUCAAGGAAUUGAUGAUCAAGCGUGAGUUGGCCAAGGAUCCUAAGCUUGCCGAGGAGUCCUGGGAUAGAUUCUUGCCCCAGUUCAAGAAGAGAAGCAUCAAGACAAAGAAGGUCGACAAGUCAAAGAUCAAGAAGAAGGAGUACACACCAUUCCCACCACCCCAGCAGCCAUCCAAGAUCGAUCUUCAGCUGGAAAGUGGAGAAUACUUUUUGAAGAACCCCGACAAGAAGCAAUACAAAAAAUAA